Megachile rotundata (alfalfa leafcutting bee) is the source of this 869-nucleotide messenger RNA. RefSeq names its product Probable N-acetyltransferase san (gene san). Lineage: Eukaryota; Metazoa; Arthropoda; Insecta; Hymenoptera; Megachilidae. The record is from RefSeq and is a predicted model, not a curated record. Gene Ontology annotation, molecular function: acyltransferase activity, transferring groups other than amino-acyl groups. Gene Ontology annotation, biological process: mitotic sister chromatid cohesion. Gene Ontology annotation, cellular component: NatA complex.
CUGAAUUCGUACAGUUAAUUGUAUAUAAAUUAAUAUAUUUUUAUUUGUCAUCAGAAUCGUGUGAUUAAUAUAUUGAUUCUCAUAUUGAAAAUAUACGUAUGCGUAGGGCUUGUUAAGUUUUAGAAACGACCCUGAGGGAACGUAUAUUUAACAUGUUCUGCUAAUAAGAUUGUAGCGUAAGGAGGACAAAUCGCGCGGCAUUAAAAAAAAUCUUCAGUUAAAUUAUUUGUUGGUAGUUCUAUUUUCUGAAAAAUUAAUAUCGGUAUUUGUUAUCAUUAUUUGUCCUAGAAACGUUGAAAUUUUGGUAUCUCUUAAUAUGACUAGAUCAAAAAUAGAGUUAGGAGAUGUAACACCGCAUAAUAUAAAACAACUGAAACUUCUUAAUCAAGUCGUAUUUCCAGUCUCAUACAAUGAGAAGUUUUAUAAGGACGUUUUAGAAGCUGGAGAAUUAGCAAAACUUGCAUAUUAUAAUGACAUAGUGGUUGGUGCAGUUUGUUGUAGGGUAGACACUUCAGGAAAUUCUAGGCGCUUAUAUAUUAUGACGUUGGGAUGCCUUUAUCCCUAUAGAAGAUUAGGAAUUGGUACUGUAAUGGUACAGCAUGUUUUAAAUUAUGUUAACAAAGAUGGAAACUUUGAUUCAAUUUUCCUUCAUGUUCAAAUAAGCAAUGAAGGAGCUAUCGACUUUUAUAAAAAGUUUGGAUUUGAAAUAGUAGAAACGAAGAAAUAUUAUUAUAAGAGAAUAGAACCUGCAGAUGCUCAUGUGCUACAAAAGACUUUGCGUCCUAAAACAAAUCAAACAAUUAAUAUUUAAGUACAAUGCUUUGAAACUAUGAUUUUAAAUUAAACAUUAGAUGCAUCCAUUAUCAAUA